AUGGAGAUCACCGCGGCCACGCUGCUUCUGCUGCUCCUCGGCCUUUCCUGCCUGGUCGUCUACCUCCGCGGGAAGGGCCAGCGGAAGAGGGGGUGUUUGCCCCCGGGCCCCCGCCCGCUGCCCCUGCUGGGGAACCUGCUGCAGCUCGAUACCAAGGACAUGGCAAAAUCUCUUCUCACGCUAAGCAAGCGCUAUGGGCCCGUCUACACCCUCCACCUGGGCCCCCAGCGGGUGGUGGUGCUGUGCGGCUACCAGGCGGUGAAGGAGGCCCUGGUGGACCAGGCCGAGGCAUUCAGCGGGCGCGGGGAUCUGCCUGUGGUCUUACGCUUCACCCAAGGAAACGGCAUCGCCCUGAGCAACGGGGAGAAGUGGAAAGUCCUGCGGAGAUUCGCCCUGCAGACGCUGCGGAACUUCGGCAUGGGCAAGCGGAGCCUGGAGGAGCGGAUCCAGCAGGAGGCGCAGUGCCUGGGGCAGGAACUCGCCCACACGCAAUCCGCGCCCUUCGACCCCACCUUCCUCAUCAGCCGGGCCGUCGCCAACGUCAUCUGCUCCAUCGUCUUCGGGGACCGCUUCGACUACCAGGACGGGAGCUUCCUCACCUUGGUCGGCCUCAUCAACCAAAACUUCCAGCUGCUCAGCUCCCCGUGGGGGCAGAUGUACAACAUCUUCCCUGGCCCCAUGUCCUGCCUGCCGGGGCCUCACAACAGGAUCUUCGAGAACUUCGAGCAGCUGCGGCAAUUUGUGCUGGAGCGGGUGAAGAUGCACCAGGAAUCCUUUGACCCCAACUGCCCCCGUGACUUCAUCGACUGCUUCCUCCUCAAGAUGGAGCAGGAAAACCAGGACCCGCUGAGCUACUUCCACACGGAGACCCUGGUGAUGACCACACACAACCUGUUCUUCGCGGGAACGGAGACCGUCAGCACCACCCUGCGCUAUGGCUUCCUCCUCCUCAUGAAGUACCCGGAGAUCCAGGCCAAAGUCCACGCUGAGAUCGACCAGGUGAUCGGGCGGCACCGCAGCCCGUCGGUAGAGGACCGGAGCCGCAUGCCCUACAUCGACGCCGUGAUCCACGAGGUGCAGCGCUUCGGCGACGUGAUCCCCAUGGGGCUCCCGCACGCGGUGACCCGGGACACCCACUUCAGGGGUUUCCUGCUUCCAGAGGGCACCAAUGUGCUCCCGCUGCUGUUCUCUGUCCACAACGACCCCGCCCAGUUCAAAGACCCGGCCACAUUCGACCCAGCCCAUUUCCUGGACCCGAGCGGAGGCUUCCGGAAGCAUGACGCCUUCAUGGCCUUCUCCGCAGGGAAGCGGGUGUGCCUGGGCGAGGGCUUGGCCCGCAUGGAGCUCUUCCUCUUGUUCACCACCGUCCUGCAGCGCUUCUCCCUCACGCCCCUCGUCCGCCCGGAGGACAUCGACAUCUCGCCCCUGAUGAGCGGCCUGGGGAACAUGCCGCGCCCCUACGAGUUCCGGGCCGUCCCUCGCUGA
Molecule: messenger RNA, 1485 nt
Organism: Emys orbicularis (European pond turtle)
Lineage: Eukaryota; Metazoa; Chordata; Testudines; Emydidae
Product: cytochrome P450 2F3-like
Exons: 9
Coding region: 1-1485 (494 amino acids)
Biological process (GO): xenobiotic metabolic process; epoxygenase P450 pathway
Cellular component (GO): cytoplasm; intracellular membrane-bounded organelle
Molecular function (GO): iron ion binding; arachidonate epoxygenase activity; heme binding
Source: RefSeq, a predicted model, not a curated record